This is a messenger RNA of Nematolebias whitei (Rio pearlfish), 1710 nucleotides long. RefSeq names its product E3 ubiquitin-protein ligase TRIM17-like. The transcript is spliced from 6 exons. Gene Ontology annotation, molecular function: zinc ion binding; protein binding. The record is from RefSeq and is a predicted model, not a curated record. The coding region runs from base 1 to 1710 and encodes 569 amino acids. Lineage: Eukaryota; Metazoa; Chordata; Actinopteri; Cyprinodontiformes; Rivulidae.
AUGUCAGCAUUCAGCCUCCUUGCUUCAUUACCAGAGGAUCAGUUCCGAUGUUCGAUCUGUCUGGAAGUCUUCACUGAACCAGUCACCACACCGUGUGGUCACAACUUCUGCCAGAAUUGCCUCAACCAACACUGGAGCGACAGCGAGUUUUACCUCUGUCCAGCAUGUAACAAAAGGUUCCACGUCAGGCCGGAGUUCUCUACAAAUGAAAUCAUUGCAGACAUUUCAGUUCAGAUAAAGAGAAGAAAAUGUGAGGCGCUCGAAAGCAACGAUGCACCGUGGCAGGUGAAGUGCGACCUCUGCACAGACAAGUUCAGGGCGUCCAAAUCGUGCCUGGUGUGUCUGACAUCGUACUGUGAAGCCCACCUGGAGCCUCACCAGAGGGUCCCCUCCCUAAUGAGACACAAGCUGGUGGAGCCACUGGAGAACAUGGACGAGAGGGUCUGUGAGAAACACAGCAGGAUCCUGGAGUUUUUCUGCAGGAGUGAACAAGUGUGCAUCUGUCUGCUGUGCUGUGAGACGGAGCAUAGAGACCACGAGACCGUACCUGUUGAAGUGGAGGGGGCCAAACAGAAGGAAAAUAUUGAGUCCAACCAAGCAAGGAUCAAACUGAUGAUUGACAAGAGAACGGAGAAGAUCGAGGAAUUUAUGAAUUCUUCAGAAAUGAGAAAAGUGAAAGUAGAAAAGGAGAUUGAAAACAGUGAGACACUUUUCAAUAACCUGAUAGAGAAUGUACAAGAGAUUCAACGUAAACUGAAAUCAAACAUUGAUGAGAAGCUGAGGAAGUCCCAGGACCAGGACCAGGGGAUGAUUCGGAAACUGAAGGAGGAAGUCACAGCUCUGCAGAGGACGCACUCACAGCUGGAGGAGCUUUCAAAAAAUGAAGACCACCUUCAUCAUCUGCAGACUUUGCAGGCCCUGAACACACCAGAAACCACGGACUGGUCCAGGAUCAGGGUUUACUCAGACAUGUGCAUGCAAACGGUGCGGAGAGCCAUGUCUCAUCUUGUGACCACUUUUCAAACAAAACUGACGAUGCUGACAGACACAGAACUGACCAGAAUGAGACAAUACAAAGAGUCUGUCGCUUUUAGUGAAUCAGAUGCUGGAAAUGGCCUUUUCAUUACUGAUUCGGGGACUCGUAUGAAAUACUCCAUAAAGGCAAAGUCCUUGACAUCAACUGAUGGUUCACUGAGGUUUUACUUACCCAUGACUUUUGGAACAAAAGGCUUCACCUCUGGCCGGCACUACUGGGAGGUCCAAGUGGGUAUGAGGAAUGACUGGGAUGUUGGUGUUGCCUUGGAAACAGUUGACAGAUCUGAUAAGGUACUUGUGAAAACAGAGAAUGGAUUCUUUUCCAUAGGAAAGAUUGGGUUUGAUUAUUAUGUUAAUGAUACUCCCCGAAAAGCUUUCCACCUCUGUCCAAGACCAAGACUAGUGGGGGUUUAUUUGGAUUAUGAGGAAGGCAGAGUGUCAUUCUAUGAUCUGGAUAAGAAGUUACAUAUUCACUCUUUCACAGUGAAAAGCUUCACAGGGAAACUUUUUCCAUACUUUUAUCUGUACGGUAGAGGAAGGAGAUCUGAGCCUUUGGUUAUCGUUUCAGUGUAUGACAAGGGAUCCUUCUUCACUCACCUUUACAAUUUAAAACAAGCUGAAAAAAUAACUGCACAGAACAAUGAACUAUUGUCGGGUCAAACUGCUUCAAAAUGA